UCCUCUUCGAAGCGCUACAGCCCCAAAGCCCUACACUGCCAAACACCUUCCUCACCAUGAGAAAAAGGUAGUGUGACUCGAAACAUGGGAAACCAAGGGGAGUGACAAGCUAGAAGGCUAGCCAUUGUAUUUUGGAUGUAGAGUUGAGUUGUAGAUUAUUCUUGGCAAAAGGUGCAUAUCACCCCCUCAACUCAACAACUGGUGGCAAAUCACCCCCUCAGCUCAUUUCACGCGCAAAUCACCCCCUCAACUCACCUGCAGUGGCAAAUCAGCCCCUCUGUUAAGGCUUCCGUUAACAUUUAACAGUCCACUCACAAGCCCUUCCUCUGUGUCUGACGUGGCCUUUUUUUGCUGAGGUGGAGGCACACCUGGACAAAUACCUCAAAAUCAGCAUCGGAAUGCAAGCAUCGCUUUCUUCUCUCUUCCCGUUAAAACCUCCAAAGAUCUGCCAAACUCAGACGAAGAAACUUCAGCAGAUGCUCAGCCCUCGUUGUUUUCUCUGGCUGGAUGUGACCAAUACUAGUUAGACUAUUCAGGAAAUUCCCCAUGUUUGAAAGUCCUGGAGCAUCUCAUAGUCCUCAUCUUCGCAAGCUUGGCAACAGAGCUAUUGUCUCGGACCUAUGUGAACUAAACUUUUCGUGAUAGUAACCAACUCACCGUGAUUAGUUUGCAUCUUUACUUUGCUGUAUUUAUGCAAUGUAUAUUUUGAGUCUGUGGCAUUGGAACUGAAUAAAAUAAUGAUUUAAGACUGCUAUUCCAUUCUUCUGAAAAGUGUGAACUUGUUCAAGACUUGUAGAAAGUUGACCACAACUCAUGCAUUUGAGAACAUGCAUCAAUUUAACUGCAUUAUUCUUGAAAAUUAGGAAUGGAAGUUCCACUUUUAAACAAGAAGCAUUGCCACUGAUGCUUUAAUCAAAUGCACUAGGUCACCCCCAUGAACAGUUCCUAUUGUUAUUUAUCCAUCCUGACAUCCAUCAAAAGUUUUUGCUUCUUUUUUUUCAUUAAUAUAUGUUUUCCUAUUUUCUUUUACAUCUUGUAUGAUCCAUUUAAUUUAAUUUAAUUUUUUUUCAAGUACAAGUGAUCCUGCAAAUAGUGUCCAAGAAGGUUAUGUGUUUCCGUUGGUGCUGGGUGAAAUGAAGGGUGCAAGUUUACCACUGCCGAGUGCAGCUAUAUUGCCUUCUCCCAUCUUGCUAUGGAGGUUUAAGGUUAUAUUGUUUUUGUUGUGGGGCUUCAUUUGUUGCAAGAUUGGAUGGGAUUCAGUCAUGAGAAUGGGUGCAGACUUACAGGAUUUGUUCUUAUAUGAGGCCUUCUUAUACUAUAACCCCCUUCUUCUUGUGACAAUGAUGGUUUAGCUCUGGGGAGUGAGCUUAUGGGUUUUCUCACAGGGCAGUGUUAAUUAUGCAAAAUUUUUUUAUCUUGAUCAAAAUCAUCUUACUCACAAAGAUAUAUGGAAGCGUAGCAUUUGGAUGACCAUUAUUGUCCCAGCUAGCAUGACAGCAUAUCUUUAUCUCUAUUCCCAUGGAGAAGUAUCAUUGGCUGCAUCACAACCAGUGUAGCAUCUGUCCUACCCAUUAUACAAUUUUGUUGCAUUAUUUUUGCAACUGUUAAACUUUAUUGUACUCAUUCCACUUUAUUGUAUCAUUGGCUAAGGUAUGAAGCUGCAUCAUUUUUUGGUCCUUUGUUUUUGGUAUAUUUAAUUGAAAAGCUAUAGCUAGGGAUAUAUUUAGGAAUGGUGUUGUGAAUCUGCACGGUCCUGGAGAAGCUCUAUUUUCCUGCAUUUUAGAUUCAAAUAGAUUGUAUGGCAUGGAAAGUACCAGCUUUCCUACUCUUUCAAACUUUUCUAUCCUAGGCUAAAGCUACGAUAUUGGAAUCAUUCAGUUCUGUGAAAGGAGUUUCAUUUUAUAAUGCACUUAUAAUUGUCAAUUGAGUGCAGGUAUUUUCAGAUUUGGAACGUUCAGUUUGCCGUAUGGUUCACCGCUAGAUCUUAAAAGAACGAAGAGGGGAAGAAGACGAAGGCGAUAGAAACUGUCAAGUGAAAUAAUAUUACCUCAGAUCCCUAAAUCCCCAAUUUUAUUUCGCUAAACCAUUUAAGGGUAUAAAAGUAAUUUUGUUUGAUUUGCUGAUUUUGAGGUAUUUGUCCAGACCUGCCUCCACCUCAGCAUCCAUCUCAACAACAAAAAGGCCACGUCAGACACAGAGGAAGGGCUUAUGAAUGAAAUGUUAAAUGUUAACGGAAGCCUUAACAGAGGGGCUGAUUUGCCACUGCAAGGGGAGUUGAGGGGGUGAUUUGCCCGUGAAGUGAGUUGAGAGGGUGAUUUGCCACCAGUUGUUGAGUUGAGGGGGUGAUCUGCACCUUUUGCCAUUAUUCUUUGUAAGCUAGAUUUUAUUUUGAAAUAUUGAUCUAAGUUUAUGUGGACUGUUAGUUAUAAAUUUAGCAAGUUCUGAGCCUUCUACAUUUGUGGGAUCCUCUCACAAGUGUACUGCAUCUGUUUCACUCUUGGUUUUGGAGCAUGACACUUUAUGGAUGAAAAUGAUCCUAUCACUUUUGCCCCACUAUCACCUCUUGUAGAAUGUUAUAUCGUUUAGAGCCAAAAGUGCUUAUGGCAGAUCUGUCUGGUCUAAUGCAAAGACUUGGGGAAUUGUUUGAGGCUUUUCCUUGCCAUAUUUUGUAAGGCUAAACUCAAGUGUAGGGUUGCUUUACCAGAGCAAGAAUUUGUUAAGUUGGCAUAAAAUGGACUGGAUAUU
Rubroshorea leprosula is the source of this 2745-nucleotide messenger RNA. NCBI's taxonomy places the organism in Eukaryota, Viridiplantae, Streptophyta, Magnoliopsida, Malvales, Dipterocarpaceae. The record is from the annotation of a GenBank genome assembly.